Bombus pyrosoma is the source of this 7280-nucleotide messenger RNA. It is a transcript of the gene Rbp6, whose product is annotated as RNA-binding protein Musashi homolog Rbp6. Gene Ontology annotation, molecular function: RNA binding. The record is from RefSeq and is a predicted model, not a curated record. The coding region runs from base 1134 to 1946 and encodes 270 amino acids. Gene Ontology annotation, cellular component: cytoplasm. The transcript is spliced from 12 exons. NCBI's taxonomy places the organism in Eukaryota, Metazoa, Arthropoda, Insecta, Hymenoptera, Apidae.
CCCGCGCCCCGAGAGCGCAGUGUCACGUCGAACCUCUCGCAGAGCGCGUCGCACGUCCGAGUACCGGCCGCCGCCCGUCAUCAGUAGUCGCCGUACCGCGCAGCCACGUAACCUCUCACCUUCUCCUUAGUUUUUAGUAGUCAGUAGUAGGGGAGAGUGUGGAGAGAAAGAGGAGAGAGAGAAAGAGCGCGAGAGAAAGGGAGAGAAAGUGAAAGAAGAAAAAAACGGGAAGAAGAACGCGAAAUAGCGAGAAGCCGACUGUGAGAAAAACCGAGAAACGAGAGGUCGACAGCCCGUUUUUUCGUCGUCGUGAUCUGUACUCCUCGUUGCCGUCGUUAUCGUCUCCGUUUUCGACACAGUCUUCGCCGUCGUCGUCAUCGUCAUCUUCCUUGUCUACGUCCACGUCGUCGUUGUCGUUGUCGUUGUCUCCGCUACCGCUGCCGCUGUCGUCAUCCUCGUUGUCGUGGUCGUCGCCGUCGUCGUGAUCCGGCUCGACGCGACCAACGCGGAUAUACAACACUCCCUCGACUCAUUGUUCACAAUCGAAAGAAAGAAAGGACGAAACAAUAAAAAGAAAAAGAAAUACAAUAGCAAAGCAAAGUGCGAUUCGUGAAACGUACCGCGCGUACGUUUCGUUCCACGUUCCACCGUCCUACCGUCGAUAAUUUAUCGCGAUAAAGCAACAUAAAACCGUCGCGCAGCCUCCGAAAACGACGGAGCACCGCGCAUUCGGUCUACCAGGAAAACAGAGAGAGACAGGUGAACAACAUAGAGGCGAAGGAGAGAGCGCGAAGAUUAAAGAGACGCGAGUAGACGUAACAAUCGAGGGACGAGGAUCAACGAGAGAGUAAUAGAAGUCGCGUGAAAGUGCGUGUCGUGCCGUGACAUCGGAAGCGUUGACACGCGAAGGAUCGAGUCGAGUCGGUGUUUUGCCAUCGACAAGGCAAACACGCACGGCGCAUCGUUCAGCUGACGACGUGGUGUGUCAAAGUCGGAAGAACGAGAAGCGAGCGAGAGGCGGCUAUCGGCGAGACCGGCUGCCAUUGCCACUGGUACUAGUGUUACCAUAGCCACUGCAACCCCGGACACGCGAGAGCGUUGUCAUAACGACAAGCCGUGCGCCGCGCGUCGCUAUGGAGCCCCAGAACCAGGAAAUCGUUGCGAGCGGCUCGCCAGCCGAGGUGCCCAACGAUCCAGGGAAAAUGUUCAUCGGUGGUCUAUCUUGGCAGACCAGUCCAGAAAGCCUUAGAGAGUACUUCACCAAGUAUGGGGACAUCACAGAAGUCAUGGUCAUGAAAGAUCCCACCACACGACGAUCAAGAGGCUUUGGAUUCAUCACGUUCGCAGAUCCCGCGAGUGUAGAUAAAGUGCUGGCACAGGGUAAUCACGAGUUAGACGGCAAGAAAAUCGAUCCGAAGGUAGCGUUUCCCAGGAGAACACAUCCAAAGAUGGUGACAAGGACAAAGAAGAUAUUCGUCGGUGGACUAUCGGCACCGACGACGCUGGAGGACGUGAAAAACUACUUCGAACAGUUCGGCCCGAUCGAGGAUGCCAUGCUGAUGUUCGACAAGCAGACCAACAGGCACAGAGGCUUUGGGUUCGUCACGUUUCAAAGCGAGGACGUGGUCGACAAAGUCUGUGAGAUCCAUUUCCACGAAAUCAACAACAAAAUGGUCGAAUGCAAGAAAGCACAGCCGAAGGAAGUGAUGCUCCCAGCGAACCUGGCGAAGACGCGAGCGGCCAACAGAGGCGCAUACGAUUUUAUGUGGUCCCUGGGAGCAUUACCUGAUGGUUUCCCAGCGGCGGCGUACGCGGCAUACGCGGCAAGCCGCGGCUAUUCUGGGUACCCUAGUUUCGGACUGCCCUACCCGACAGACGCAUGGCUGGCAAACUCUGUGGUCCUUCGUCAAGCAAAGCGUCGUCUGCCUCUACCCCCAUUCCAUUAGGUAUUGCUAAAAACACAAGAUAUAUCGAAAAGAGAAAACAGUCACGCGCGCGCAACACCAUCCAUACAUACACACAUGACACCUAUCGACAUAUUAUCAUCUACAUGCAAAACAAAAACACAUACACACAUCUUAUACAAAGAAAACACUGAAAAUGUGCGCGAGCAUGCUGGCUCACUGCACACAUAUGUACACAUAUAUGAGAAAUUAGCUGCGAUACAAGGAAAGAGAUUAGUUGCGUAAGCGCAGCGCUGCUUUCCGCAAAAAAUAAUUUGACGUUCGAAAAGACAGGAACGAAGGAAAAGUCCCUGCGAGGGAUGAAACGGGUAAAACACGUAAACACCGAACCGAGAAAGGGAAAAGAGAGAAAUCGAUGCACGCGAGAGACGGGGCCGAGUAUUUAUCCGGUUUACCCGAAUAUCAAGGCCCUCCUCAGCUCUCCUCUGACGUUCUCUCUUUUUUCUGCUCCUUCAUUUCAUCAACUAAAACUAUUACUACAACUUCUUCUUCUUCUUCUCUUUACUGGUAGAACCGUAGGUAGUUAAUGUAUAUCUUCUCUUAUACCGUCACACUUUGAAAGGAAAUCAUAUAACAAGGAAACAGAAAAGAGUACAGAGAUGAACGCACGGUCCGAAUCUAGGAUGCCCAAAGGCGAGGCUGUUGCGCGUUCGUACGCUUGGCGUACGUGAGGAAAUACCUAGUUCGUUUUUUUAAUUGAACGUUCGUUCGAUAUCCACGUUUUCAGUUUUGGCGGAAGAUCUCCAGCUUCUCCAAUUUUUCCAAGGUAUUUCGAAACGAACUGUGAAAUAGUUUGCUUCGAGAACAUUUAGCAGUAAAUACAAGUUUAGCUCGUUUUAUAGAUACAUAUGUAUAUUUGGAAAAUUCUGAAUUUUAGAUUUAAUUUAAAACGCUAAAAUUUGACAAGAGUGUCGAAGUUAUUUUCUAUCGAAAAACGUCAACGUAUGAUGAUUUGCGACAGUCUCACCAGCCAGUCAAUAUAAUAGCCGAGUAUGUAGCCCCGUGGAGAUAAGCAGCGAUCUAGCGUAAAAGAAAAAUCAAGAUCGAAGUCAAGAUCAUUCUUGCCCCUUCUUUAUUGUGCAUGCGUAUGUGUGGGGGAGGGAAGGUUGUGACAAAGUGAGAAAUGAAUCCGUUCGAAGACGUACAACGCAAGUAGAUAGUUACAAGCUUCGGGGUAGACACAGGUGCAAGAAGAAAGUAUAAUGAUAAAUUGAUUUAUCGCAAAGAGAAUUGUGCGUAGGUCGAUGUUUAAAUAUUCCGAUAUCCUUUACAUCUCUCUGUCUCUUUUCCUAGGUUCCUGGAUCGAUAUUUCAUUCCUUCAAGCCUAAAUCGUCCAGUUCUUCCUCUCCAUCGACGCAUCCAAGUCCUUGUCACCACGAUUCCUGUCAGUCUGAAAAGAAGUUUAACGUGUUUCUCUCUUGUAGUCGUUUGAUCUUUGUAGUGGUUGAAAUGUAGUCACAUUCUAUGUAAUCUCUAAGCUAAACAGUUUUAAUCGAAAACACUUAGCGUAGGUCAUAUAGACAUAAAACGAUAUAGGCGUUUCCGGGUGUUCAAGCUGAAGCAUCCUGUCGGUAUUCUAUGUAUGAGAACGGCUUAAUAGAUCGUUUAUGAGAAUGUUUAGAGAAAUCGAGUUUCCUGCAAUCACAAUUAUCACUUGAAACAAUAAUUUUUUUUGAUAUGAUUUGUGAUGUAUUGUUUGAACCUUGAGAAACAAUUGUCACAACAUUCACAUAUCACAUUUGUUGAGGAAGUAAUUAAUUGGAAAGGCCAAGAAUAUUUUCGAAUAUUUCAAUGACUGAGACCUUUCGAUUCCUUUUAAAUUUAAAUGAAUACAUACCGUGGCUUGGAAGUUUUGAAAUAACCAUCGAACCGAACUGUUUCUACGAACUCAGGAGUAAUUUAUUUCAAAAAUACAUUUCGUGCUUUCAAACACGGUCAAACAGAUUGAAUUUAAAACAUUAAUAAAGGCACGCCACGCACGCAAACGCCUGCACAGCCGCUUUUCAUUGGAAAUUCUUGAUCCGAUGGUAUUCUACGAUUUAUUUCGGUUAAUGUUGUUUUACGACUAGAUGCAAAUGUAGAAGCGAAAAUCGCGUUAUAAAAGCGGGAUCUAGCGGACGACACAGAAUCGACAGGAUGCUGAAGUUGCGAUACUGCUAUCUCUUAUCCAGAGCAAAUUACGUAUUGCUAAACGUAGAGAGUAAGGCAUCCGCUAAAAGUUAGGCGAAAGUAAAGAAAACAUAAGAAAGAGAGUACCGACCCUCGUAGAAGAGAUUACCGCACCGAAGCAAACCGCCCAAAAGACAGUUAACGAGAAAAUUAUGCUUUUUGUAUCGUUCUUCUGUUUAUCUUCGACGCCUGUUCGAUGUCCUCGAUCUUCACCCUCCGCCACCUUUCCGUCGAAUAUUGCUAAUGGAACGUGAAAGCAAGGACGACAUCGGGAAAAAGGCGUUAAGUCCUCUGAUUAAUUAUUAGAACAUAAACGACCAGCAAAAGUUUCGUAAUCGGUUUGUAACUAAAUAAGACAUUGAACUAGUAUAGUAACAUGAAAAUGAAAAUUUGGGGAAUGUCAUAAGAGGAAACAUCUUCUUCAAAUCAAAUCAAGAGGAAUCUUCUUCAAAUGGUUAAAUAAGAGAGACAUCGCGCAUGUCAGUAAUUACGGCUUAAUUUCAAUUAAUCCGAUAAAUAAAGCAGUUUAAUUCUUCCGUAGCAUCUAUUGUCGCGCUUGUCGACUAAUUAUACGUAUAGCCUUCGGCGACUGAUUUCGAAAACAAUCGUGACCCAACCAAUCCCUUAAUGAGACUAUUGAUAUCCUAUUAAUGUCAACAAAAUAGCACGCAUCGACUCCUGUCUCCCGUGACCUGUGUGUGAUGUAUAUACAAUUCACAGCCGGUGAUCCGGAUUCACGAUGGUAAUUAAUUACGACGAAAGACUCAUUCAUUUUACAACAUGUUGUCGUGAACCCUUUCUCGAGCCCUUGCUUUCUCGAUCGUCCAGUUUCGACGUCCCUUGACGAUAUUUUAUCCCUGAAUCCGACCCAUCUCCCGUUGUGCAACAUAGUAUACGUUCCGCGAAAGCUGUGAUUCGUGAUUUCGAUUCUAUUGUGUUUUUGUUUCGAGUCGUCGUUAAUGAAUGAAAAAACGAGUAACAGAACAAGAGAAAAAAGAUAACGUAAGAAAAAGCUGGGAUAAAAGACUAAGAUCGAACGAUCCUGCGGAUUGCGAGCCACGAUACCGACGUUCACGGCGUGAAUCGCGUGCAUACCCGAUGUAUAGGAGUUUGCGUGCACGAAAAGCAAAAGAUGACGAGGACCGAGCUGUCCGUCCUUGGUCUCUCGUACCGUUAAUACAGUAUUAAGAGGAAGCGAGGAAUCACGAGGAAAGCAAAUCAGGUUUUAAAACGCUCGCUUGCAUGAGUUUAUAGUUUCUUAAUAGAGCCAGCGACACGAACUCGUACAAGAAAGCAUCGGAAGAAGAGAUGGGAAUAAAAAGUUUACGGAAUGAUUGGAAAGAAAGAAAACUAGUGGAUAUUGAGGACUUUGCAAGAAACCGACGAGAGAGACAAUUCAGUCGCUGGCGUUAAUUAAGCUGAUGCCAAAGAGAAGAUACAUCUGUCCUGAGCUUAUAUAUAUGUUAACGACACGAUGCUUAAACAAUAUUAUUGAUACUUUUAUGCGUGGCUAUAGUUCGCUCGCGUUAACAUCACCGUCCUCUGUAACAAAAAAAAAAAAGAGAAAAGGAGAAAAGAAAGAGAAAGAAACAAAUAAGAAAUAUGAAAGAAGAAAUAAAUAAAAUUGUUUGUCAUUGCGAUUAUUGUGCGAAAAAUUUCGAUUCUACAUUGCUUACUUUUAUGUUUAUAUUUUCGAUGGAUUUUUAUCGUUUAUCGCUUAUCACCUGAAACGAAGAAAGAGAAAGGUUUUAAAAAAAAUUGUUAGUUAAAUUUCCGCGACAUGUAUACGUCGAUAUAAAAAAGAGAAAAAAGAACGACGUGGUUAACGUUAUCGAGCUAUGGUCCGAUUGUUGCUAUUCGUAAGAAUUGUUAUAUCGCUGUGAUCGCGCGUGGGUUUCUAUAAUACGUUGCCCGAUCCAGAAUCCGAUCGAUCGACCGCCUUUUGCACUCUCACCGAAUUAUUUGCGUCGACGACGAGUAAACGAAGUGCUAAAAGGCACCAGCAUCCGUAAGAAUACUUGAAGACACGCGUCGUUCUCGUCACUCGUAAUAAGUUAGAAAAUUGGGGAAACGUUCAAAACAUUAUACCGUCCAUGAUGAUGAUGAUGAUGAUGAUGAUGAUAUUAAAAUGUUUAAAUAUGGAUAAUCGCUAAAUAUUAACGAUCGAAAUAAGGCGUUUUGUGCAGUCGGUUUUUUCGAUUUUUGCCCCCUUAAUCUUUCUAUCACGUCGAAUCAUUGUCUGAACGCGGAGAUUUCGAUAAUACGAAGAUCUGAGUGUCAUAUAGGAAGGAGAUGAAAAUUUUAUACUAAUUUACUCUCUCGACAUAUAAAUCUUUUCGAUCGUCGAUCGGAUAAUAUUUAUCGUCGUUUACAUUUUUCAAAUGUACAUAAAAUAUAUUUUAAUGAUCGUUAUGGACUAACUUUAACGGACUUUAUUAUUAAUCUCGGACUCGACCGUAUGCAUUUUUAUUAUUGCGAAAGGAUAUUGCGUUUUUUAAAAGUUUAUUUUCUAUCAUUGCCGCUCUGAUACACGUGUUGUUUAAACGGAAAUUAUCUCAGGAAGUCACUUCAAGUUUUCUUACCCAUGCUUACAGAUGACGUUCGACUCAUUGGCCGAUGAGAAUUGUAUAUUAUACAUACGCGUAUAUAUAUAUCUUUCUUGAUGUAAAUUUAAAGGGGAAAAAAAAGAGAUAAAACGAAACGCUUCUUCUUUGAAACUCUAUGCUCUAACGACGAUGCGCCUUGCAAACGAUGCUUGUAAAGGAAUAACCGAAUUUCCGAGACCAUCCAGCGAGGUUCGGGCAAUUUAUUAAAAAACGCCAACGAUAAGACGAGAAAACAAAUUGAUAAGUGGAAAUCUGCAGUCACGAGAGUUUUGUAAACAUUUCAAUGGGUACUCGGUAAAAUGAACAAAAAAAACGUAAGAAACAAAAUAUAUAAAAAAAAAAACAAUAAGAUGAAAAGAAACGUAACACCUAAUGUCUAUCAGAGAUAUCGCUCUGAAGUAAAAUGAGAGAACAGGUUUAUUUACACGUGCGUACAUAUUAACGACACAAUGUAAUAAUUCGCUGAAGCUCUAUUAUUAUAAUGAUUAAGGAUUAUAAAUAAUGAAUGUCUGUAAUAAAUAAAAUCUACCACGCAAACGGA